Molecule: messenger RNA, 3654 nt
Organism: Gadus macrocephalus (Pacific cod)
Lineage: Eukaryota; Metazoa; Chordata; Actinopteri; Gadiformes; Gadidae
Product: immunoglobulin superfamily member 3-like
Exons: 10
Coding region: 242-3643 (1133 amino acids)
Source: RefSeq, a predicted model, not a curated record
ACAUUUCAACAGGAGCUCGCGUGACACAGUGACACGGUGAAACACACCGCUCCCAACAUCAGUAGAGGAUUGUAUGUUUCUGCUCAUGUUUUGCUCAGUCUCCAGGAUGCCGGGUUAACCGCAGGCGAAACCUCGCCCCCGUCUGUCACUUGGGCAACAGGGGCGUCACACCGAGACAUGGAUCUCGUCAGCUGUCUGACAGACAGAGGCUGACACAUCUUGCGGGUCAUGCAGCUGCAACAUGAGGAGCUUCACCAUGGCGCGUUACCUGAGGACUCUGCUUCUAGGACUGCUUCACAUCCAAUGUGGGGCCCGCGUGCUGACGGAGGUCCCGUCGGGGCCUCUCUACCGGGUCGCGGGCCACCCGCUCCGGGUUCCCUGCAACGUGAGCGGCUUCCGGGACGCUGAGAGAGAGAAGGGCUUUCAGGUUCUAAUGCAAGAACCGGAGAAGACAAUGGACAUCAACGUCAUCAGCGCCAGAGAUGAAAACUUUGCCUGGGGCAAGUUUAGCGGCCGUGUGAAAAGCAAGGAAAUCACCCUGGCGAUGUUGGCGCCCAACUCGGCUCUCUUCACCAUCGGCGAGUUGAAGGCGAGCGACGAGGGGGAGUAUGAAUGUACUGUGGAAAACGACGAAACCGUCUAUGACGGAACCUAUUCUGCUAAGAUCAAAGUGAAAGUGAUCGACAACACCCUGACCGUCUCCUCCCCGGACCCCCCCUCGCUGAGCCUGGACGAAGGCGACCCGCUCACUCUGACGUGCCAGGCCUCCAGCAACACCGUCCAGCACACCCACCUGUCUGUCACCUGGUACCUCCACAUGGACGGGGAAGAGCCCCCCCAACCCAUCGUCUCCCUGGACAAGGACCUGACCCCGAGUCCCGGGCCGAGGUUCAGGGAACGCUACGGAGCCGGGAUCAUUCGGCUGGACAAAGUGGGCGAGGCCACGUACCAGCUGACCAUAGCCCAGCUAGAACCGUCGGACCAGGGGCGGGUCUACUGCCAGGUCCGGGAGUGGAUCCAGGACCCUGACCGGUCCUGGUACCCGAUCACUCAGAAGGACUCGGAGACCACCGCACUGACGGUCAAAGCUAAAGACCAGGUGGGUGCUGAGCAGGGCUCUCUGUCGGUGAGGCUGUCGGUGAGACCAGAGGCCCUGCAGGAGGGCCAGGAGCUGGCUUUAACCUGCAGCGUCGAGGGCCUGGCCGCCAGACAGUCCUUCUCCGUGGCCUGGCUUCGGGACGGCUCGGAGCUGGCCCGCUUCGGCCCCACGGGCGUCCUGCAUGUGGGGGCGGAGCACGGCGACCGCCACACCGGGGGGCAGCUACUGGCCACCAAGACCGGCCCCAGGGAGCACCUGUUGGUCCUCAGGCCGGUGAGGGUGCAGGACCAGGGGGGGUACGCCUGCAGAGCCUGGCCCCAGGACCGGAACGAGGACGAGAGCUUCACGCAGGGCCAGUACCGGGACUCCCCGACCCAGGUGGUCAGCAUCUCCGCCACAGCGAGUGAGCUCUCCGUCCAGAUGGGGGGUGAGAGCGUCGCGGUCACAGAGGGCGGUAGGCUGCAGCUGACCUGUAGAGUGACCGGGUUCAGAGGUCGACUCUCAGUCACCUGGGAACACAAGUCCGCCAGUCCCUCCAGACAGGUGGUGAGCCUCAGCCAGGAGGGGGUGGUGGAGCCGGGGCCGGACUUCGCCCAGAGAGACGUCAGAGCCAGGCGACUGGCGGCCGACACGUUCACCUUGGAGCUGGAGGAAGUGCGCCCGUCCGACGCGGGCACCUACGGGUGCACCGUGUCCGAUUGGACCGUCAAGCCCACCGGGGACGUCGAAUUGUCCCACAGCCAAGAGAAGACGUGCACUGUGAAUGUCGGCCUUUUAGAGAACACGCUGAGGCUGACUCUGAAGGGACGCGAUACCGCGGCGACGUUGGGGGGAGACGUGGAGCUCUGGUGCCACGUCAAGGCCCCCCGCAUCCCCAUGACGCUGACAUGGACCCUGCGGCGCGACGGGUCCCCCCCCGACAAGCUCCUGGAGCUGUCCCCGGACGGCGCCAUCACCUGGCGGGGGGGCCGGCAGCAGCGCUACCAGCUGCGGGUGGAGCGGCUCGAUGAGACGAUCCUCGUUCACAAGCUGCGCAUCGCGGGGGCCACGCCCAGCGAGGCGGGCCGCUACCAGUGCGAGGCGUCGGUGUUCCUGGAGAAGAGACACAAGAAGAUGAACCCGUCCAACGAGCUGGCAGUCAUGGUGACGCGGCCGGAGAGCAAGCUCUCCCUGGACGCCCAGUCAAUCAGCGGUCUGCUCGACGCCGACGUGGUGGUCACCUGCUCCGUGACCGAGACCACCCCGGGCAACCCCAGCUAUGCCGUCACCUGGCGGGAGGAACGGGCCAACCGCACCCUCCUGGUCUCGAGUCGUGACGGCGUGGUCACUCCCGGAGCUCAGGCGAAGUCCGGCGACGAGCAGCGAAUCAGCAUGCAGCAGAGGGCGGGCCCUAGCUUUGAGCUGACCAUUCGCCGUGCCCGGGUUGGGGACAGCGGGAGGUACUCUUGCGUGGUCGUGGAGUGGCUGCAGGAUCCCAACGACAACUGGUUUGAUCUGCCGCCGGUGCGAGGGACCAUGACGGUUCAGAUCUCAGAGCCAGUCUUCGACAUGCAGGUGGACCAUGAACAGCGCAACCUGAGGGUCACCGAGGGCGACGACGUGGACCUGCACUGCAUCCUGACCAAGUAUGGGUUUGGGCCCGGCAUGGCUUUCUCCCUCACCUGGUUCUACACGGGCCCCCUUCCCGGGGAGAACGUCACCCUGGCAGAGCUGAGCCAGGAGGGUCUUCUGACGCGACCAUGGGGGGGCGGCCCAGGCAGGAGGCUGACCCUGUCCCGGCCCCACCGCAGCGACUUCCGGCUGAGUCUGCAGAGCGCCCAGCCGGGGGACGGGGGGCACUACUGGUGCCGGGUGGAGCAGCACCGGCUGGGGCAGGAGGGACACUGGCAGCAGGUGGCCGUGGACACAUCCGGGCUUACGCACCUCACCGUGGGGGACCCGGAGGGUGGGCUGUCCGUCGGAGGAGGAGGAGGAGAGGUCAACGUGACGGUGGCUGCGUCCCACGACUUCACCGUCCCCUGCGACAUCAUCGCCCAGUCCAGCCCCAUCUCCGCCUUCAACGUCACCUGGUUCUGGAGGAGGGAGGCGGACGGCGAGACACGCCCCCUCUUCACCGCGCACCCCGACGGCACGCUGCAGGACGUCAGUGGGCGGGGCGACCGGCUCCGGUUCCACCGCCCGCGACCCGCCCUCUUCAGCCUGACUGUGUCCGGGGCGGUGCCAGAGGACGGAGGGCGGUACCACUGCCAGGUGGAGGAGUGGCUGCUCUCCCCUUCCAGGAGAAGGGUGGGGGGGGUGCAGCGGUCCGAGGAGCUCAGUGUCAACAUCCAAGGCAAUAUGCAUGCCGCCUCAGACUCCUCUUCUUCAGCCAUCCUUCCAGGGGUCCUCACAGGCCUGAUCGUACUCCUACUGGUGGUUGUGGGGGUCCUGAUGCUGAAGAUACGACAGGGCCCGACCACAGGGGCCAGGAAGAAGACCUCUCUCUGGACAGAGGGAGUCUUUCUGAAGGACAAACCCCCCAAGCAUAUGGUCGAUGAAGACUAGAUGAGGAGGAG